Drosophila erecta is the source of this 1362-nucleotide messenger RNA. RefSeq names its product SWI/SNF-related matrix-associated actin-dependent regulator of chromatin subfamily B member 1 (gene Snr1). Gene Ontology annotation, molecular function: transcription coregulator activity. Gene Ontology annotation, cellular component: nuclear chromosome; nucleus. Gene Ontology annotation, biological process: regulation of transcription by RNA polymerase II; chromatin remodeling. Bases 157 to 1269 code for a protein of 370 amino acids. The record is from RefSeq and is a predicted model, not a curated record. NCBI's taxonomy places the organism in Eukaryota, Metazoa, Arthropoda, Insecta, Diptera, Drosophilidae. The transcript is spliced from 2 exons.
GCACCCGCGCGUUUUCCAACACUUCCGCGAUAGACGCCAUGUAUGUAUAUGCCUGUGUUUGUGUGUGCGGUAGGAAAAUUUAAGUCGCCGAAUAUUAACAAGGAAUCCCACCGAGAAACCGCGUAUUGAGAGCCCAAGGAAGAAAACAUACCCAACAUGGCCCUACAGACGUACGGGGACAAACCAGUGGCUUUCCAGCUGGAGGAGGGCGGCGAGUACUACUACGUGGGCUCAGAAGUGGGCAACUACAUGCGCCACUUCCGAGGUAUUCUGUACAAGAAGUACCCGGGCAUGACCCGCAUCGUCCUGUCCAACGAGGAGCGGAAGCGGCUGGCAGAGUCUGGCCUCAGUUCCCACAUCCUAGCCAGCUCUGUCUCGCUGCUCCGCGCUGUGGAGGUGGACGAUAUCAUGGCCGGCAACGAUGAAAAGUAUCGCGCUGUCUCCGUGAACACGUCCGAUACGCCUGUGCCACGUGAGAGCAAGUCGAAGAAGCAGCCGCAGUAUGUGCCAACGAUGCCCAACUCCAGCCACCUGGACGCAGUGCCGCAGGCCACGCCCAUCAACCGAAACCGAGUGCACACGAAGAAGGUUCGCACAUUCCCGAUGUGUUUCGACGACACGGAUCCCACAGCCAGCCUGGAGAAUGCGGCGCAGAAGGAAUGCCUGGUGCCCAUUCGACUAGACAUGGAGUUGGAGGGUCAAAAGCUGCGCGACACUUUCACAUGGAACAAGAACGAGAGCAUGAUUACUCCGGAGCAGUUCGCUGAGGUUUUGUGCGACGACUUGGACCUCAAUCCCCUGCCCUUUGUGCCGGCUAUUGCACAGGCCAUUCGACAGCAGAUCGAGGCCUUUCCCAACGAUCCCCCUAUCCUCGAGGAAAGCUGCGACCAGCGGGUGAUUGUCAAGCUGAACAUUCACGUGGGCAACACCUCGCUCGUCGACCAGGUGGAGUGGGACAUGUCCGAGAAGAACAACAACCCAGAGGAGUUUGCCAUAAAACUCUGUGCGGAACUGGGAUUGGGAGGAGAGUUUGUCACAGCCAUUGCCUACAGCAUUAGGGGUCAGCUAUCCUGGCACUGUCGAACAUACGCCUUCAGUGAGGCCCCUCUCUCGACGAUUGAUGUGCCCUUCCGGAACCCCAGUGACGCUGACGCGUGGGCCCCAUUUUUAGAGACGCUUACCGACGCCGAAAUGGAGAAGAAAAUCCGCGACCAGGACCGCAACACCCGCAGAAUGCGUCGACUGGCCAAUACAACAACUGGUUGGUGAUCUUCCGCUGAUCCAGCAACAUGUCACUAAAGUAAUCCUCCUAUUAAGUACCAUUAUAAAUCUUGAAUAAAUGUGUGUCUGCCGAUUUUAAAA